CUCUCUCUCUCUCUCUCUCUCUCUCUCUCUCUCUCUCUGUCUUUAUAGAUUCCUGCUCCUUUUGUGUCGGGGGCUUCUUUUUCCUUUUCUGUCCUGAAAUCUUGAAACCCUUUUGGGAAACAGCUCGAUUGAUUUUUUAAAGGCUCGUAGAUAUGGAAAAGAAAAGCAAAAGAAGAUUUGUAUUACUGUUAUCUUCAGUGUCGGCCAUUUUCUUUAUUGUAUUGGCUGCUAAUUUUCAGGGUUCUUUCUCAGCGGCUAGUCAAAAACCCACCAAGAAAAGGUCAACCAAGCCGGCGGUUGCUACUAGUUUUGUUUCCUCUCUUGUUCUUCCCGUCGCUGGAAAUGUUUAUCCUCUUGGGUACUAUUCUGUGUCCGUGGAUAUAGGCAACCCGCCCAAGCAUUUUGAGUUAGAUAUUGAUACUGGCAGUGACCUUACUUGGGUCCAAUGUGAUGCACCUUGCACUGGUUGUACAAAGCCUCGUGAUCUCCUUUACAAGCCAAAAGACAAUAUAGUGCCUUGUGUUGACCCCUUAUGCAGUGCCAUCCACUCAGCAGGAAACUUUAAGUGCGAGUCUUCUAAUGAUCAAUGUGAUUAUGAGGUCCGGUAUGCUGAUUACGGUUCAUCUCUUGGUGUGCUGGUCUUAGACUACUUUACCCUAAGAUUAAUGAAUGGAUCUCUCCACAGACCUAAAAUGGCCUUUGGGUGUGGAUAUGAUCAAAAGAAUCCAGGUCCAAUCCCACCACCUCCCACAUCAGGGGUCCUUGGCCUUGGCAAUGGCAAAACAAGCUUUGUUUCACAAUUGGAAACCCUGGGUGUAAUAAAGAAUGUGAUUGGACACUGUUUGAGCAGGGAGGGGGGAGGAUUUUUAUUUUUCGGAGAUCAGCUUGUCCCUUCUUCAGGAAUCAAUUGGACACCAAUAACAGGCAAUUUAUUGGACAAACACUACACAUCAGGACCAGCAGAGCUUCUUUUUGGUGGAAAGGCUACUGGCAUAAAGGGACUAGAAUUGAUUUUUGACAGUGGGAGCUCUUAUUCUUACUUCAGUGCCCAAUUGUACAAAAGCACACUUAAUUUGGUAACGAAAGAUCUAUCUGGAAAGCCUUUAAAAGAUGCACCAGAGGAGAAGGCCCUCCCUAUCUGCUGGAAAGGUGCAAAACCUUUCAAAUCUGUUAGUGAUGUCAAGAGCUACUUCAAGCCCUUAGCACUAAGCUUUACAAAAUCAAAAAAUGUUCAGCUGCAUUUACCACCUGAAGAUUAUCUUAUUAUCACGAAAAAUGGAAAUGUGUGCUUGGGGAUUCUAAAUGGUAGUGAAGUAGGAUUGGGAAACAUCAACAUAAUUGGAGACAUUUUUUUACAAGAUAAACUGGUGAUAUAUGACAAUGAUAAGCAUCGGAUCGGCUGGGUUCCUGCAAAUUGUGACAGACUUCCGAAUGUGGACCGUGACUAUAAUGAAGGUUUUUGUCCAACUAAUUAUGGUUUCCUAGACGAGCAUUGCCCAUCACCAUUUGCUACUGUGAAGACCAAUACUGAUACAAAGAACAUUGCACCAAGAUAUAAAAGGCAAAAAUAAAUAGCUUGAUGUCAUUAUAGAUAGUAGAUAGAUACAUUUGUUCAAUCACAUAGGUUUACAAAUGUUGUUCUUUCUUCUGUGAUCUGUAACCUUCACAAUAGAUUUAAUGGGUUUGUCCCACAUACAUAGCAUUUGUUACAAAAUUAUGGUAAUGUCCCUAGUUCAUUUCCGCUACAAGUUAGCUACCGCAUUUAGGAUUACAAGAAAGGUGCUACUCCCUGGCUGUUGCUUCUACUGAGAGUUAUGAGAGAAGCUGGCAUACAUCAAUUGGGUUACUUCUGUUACUGUACAUUUGGUUACACCUGCAUAACACCAAGAAGAGGUCAAACAGUAGAAUUCGUCACAUUGGAAUAAAUAAAUAAAUUCUGUUAA
This is a messenger RNA of Hevea brasiliensis (rubber tree), 1943 nucleotides long. RefSeq names its product aspartic proteinase Asp1. The transcript has 9 exons. The record is from RefSeq and is a predicted model, not a curated record. Lineage: Eukaryota; Viridiplantae; Streptophyta; Magnoliopsida; Malpighiales; Euphorbiaceae. Bases 153 to 1571 code for a protein of 472 amino acids. Gene Ontology annotation, molecular function: aspartic-type endopeptidase activity. Gene Ontology annotation, biological process: proteolysis.